Penaeus vannamei (Pacific white shrimp) is the source of this 1131-nucleotide messenger RNA. NCBI's taxonomy places the organism in Eukaryota, Metazoa, Arthropoda, Malacostraca, Decapoda, Penaeidae. The record is from RefSeq and is a predicted model, not a curated record.
AUGAUAGUGACCAUUUACAAAUGCAAGGGUGACCGGCGUGAAUGUGGCAACUACCGGGGUAUCUCACUUCUCUGUAUUGCUGGCAAAGUGUUAGCCAAGAUUGCAUUAUUAAGACAACAAGAAAUCUCGGAGAGAAUACUGCCAGAGCCAACCAUAAAGGCCUUUGAUUUUUUGGGUAGGGACGCCUUAUGGCGUAUUAUGAUGAAAUAUGGAUGUCCACCAAGGUUACUGGCUGUCAUCAAAGCUUUCCACACAGACAUGCGAGCCACAGUAACCGUAAAUGGAGAGACCUCCGACUUCUUCCAAGUGCUUCACGGUGUCAAACAGGGAUGCAUACUGGCUCCCACACUGUUUCUAGCUGCUGUCAUUGAAGAAAUGGCAGACAACUCAUUGGACGGAAUAUACAUCCGUACUCGGUCGGACGGUGGACUGUUCAACAUUUCACGACUAAAAUCUCAACGCCAUGUGCUGGUAAAGUGUAUUCGCGAGCUCCUCUACGCCGAUGACUCUGCGCUGGUGUCACACACACUGGACGGUAUCCAGCGGCUGUUAGAGAAGUUUGCCGAAGCGGUCAGCAAUUAUGUGAGAGAUCGACGCACGGGUGAGGGUGCAGCUGAUUUUGGACGCCUCAAGGACCGACUGUGGAAGGUGAAAUCGAUGCGACUGAAUACGAAACUAAAUGUAUACAAAGCUGUAGUGCUAAGCGCUCUCCUGUAUGGACUAGAGGUGUCAACCCUAUAUGCCCGACAUGAUCCACGGCUGUCUGUUUUGGUCCAACGCUAUCUCCGUGGACUUAUGGGUAUCACCUGGAAAGACCAUAUCACCAAUGUUGAAACCCUGAGACGGGCGAACAUCUCGUCAAUAGAAGCCAUGAUUGCUCGCUCUCAACUCAGAUGGACUGGACACGUCAUCAGAAUGUCCGAAGAACGACUACCGCGAGCUCUGCUCUUUGCUGAACUGAAAGAGGGGACAAGGCCCCGUGGCAGACCGCGACUACGUUUUAAAGAUACUGUAAAACGUCGUCUGACCUUAGCCGGCAUCAGCUAUCAGCAGCUGGAGAAGCCGGCGAGCGACCGGGCCGGAUGGCGCUCAGUAGUGGUGAGGGAACCAAAGCGUCCACAGAACUGGUAA